This is a messenger RNA of Racocetra persica, 995 nucleotides long. The record is from the annotation of a GenBank genome assembly. Lineage: Eukaryota; Fungi; Glomeromycota; Glomeromycetes; Diversisporales; Gigasporaceae.
AUCAAACUACCCUAAAAGCCCAAUUACCCAUUACAAUAGAAAUGAAUGUAAGACAAUUCGGGGAGUUAAUAAUCGGCAAGAUCGAAGAAAUCAUAGCUGAAUAUGAAAGCAGAGAAUAUUAUCGUAACACUAUACCAGUUCCAAGCACCCAGCAUAAUCGUAGGCCCGGAGAAUUAAAGAAAGCAUAUCGAUAUAAAACCAAUAGACCCCGACAUCAAACUCAUUCUAGUUUUAGCAACCGAAAGUAUCUAAAGCGAACCUACAAUAAUAGAAGAACUGAGUGCUAUUAUGCAGGUUGGGAAGCUAUAAAACAGAAAAGGAAGCCCAAGCCAAAUAAUCAAACCCAAGCAACCCAAGUAAACACUCUAAAUGUAAGAAAACGGCAAAGCAUCAAUCAUGGUACCCAAUCAAAUAAGGCCUCACAUAAUAGUCAAACAAAGCAAUGUCCUGGGCAAGCAAAAAGCUUAAGAAGUAGGAAACACUAUAAUAAGGAUAUGAAGAAUAACGAAGAGAUAGAAGAUAUCCGUCGUCCAAAAGGUAACCCUAGGAACACAAGCGACUAUGAAAGCCUAGAUAGUAAAGAGGAUGAAAACUAUUUAUUAAAAAUAGAAUGUGAAGAAUUAUAUAGCCAUCCAACUUACCAAGAAACGAAUAAAAUAAAUACUAUAAAAGUUGAACCCGCAAAUAGUCAAUUUAAUAAAUUGCAGAAGAAACCAAAUAAGGAGAUACUCGAGACCCAGUGUACAGUUUGGAUGGAAAAAGUCGAACAACACCGAAGUUUACCUAGCAUCACAAAAUUAAACUUCGCAGAUAAGCAAGAAGUGAACUCAAUCAAUGAUAAAAAUGUAAACUGCUUAUCCGGAAUUGAUAUCGAUCGUAUAGAUGUCAAGCUUAAUAAAGAAAUCUCAAAACCCGCCAGUAAUAAAGGAUCAGUUAAUAUUUUUGAUGAACGGAAACAAAAAAGAGAAAAAAAUGCCCAAGAAUGCUGUAAAUAA